CCUCUUCCACCAAUCCUCGAUUCAAUUGAAACUGGUGAACAUGAUGCGACAGUGUCGUACUUUCCACCCAAGGAAGCGAACAUCACUUUCCAUAUUGAAUACUACCCUGAAGACAAUCGGGAAUAUGCAAAUGUAAUCGAAACCAAGGCUACACUCGUUCGAUUGCGAGGUCUAGAUUCUGGUACGGCUUUUCGGAUAAAGAUCAGGUCCGUCUACAAUGGCGUCCUUUCACCAGAUAUGAUAGAGUCUGUCUUUCGAACUAGUGGAGCUGAAGAUAGCCUGGCAAACUCACAGCUUCUACUAGUUUUAGCUGAGUAUGACUACGAGAAUUCGGCCGAAACCUUCAGUAUUCGCACUUUGCCACCGGGAUUUGAUCUUGCCACAACAACAGCAGCAAAUGCAAUAGGUAAAAGUGACGAUUACCUGUACUCGGCUGAGGACCUCGAUGAUGAGGAUUCGUUGACUAGUACCAUCUACUUCCGAGCUAACAACUGUUACAUCAGUUCCAUCAUCGUCAGAAGCAGUUACGUCUACUACAACUACAGGCAUAUUUACCACAAAUACACCGCAGCAGUCCACUUCUUCAUUGGAUUCGUCUAUCAGUUCUACGGAGAAGUCGAGCAGGCUCUCCAGCUUCUCUCGGCAAAGCAGAUGGCUGCUGAGUUCGGUGAACCGUCUUGGAUUAGCAUGAGCGAUGAGGCAAAUAUGAUACGAUUGAACUGGACCAUACCAGAUGGUUCACUAUGUGAUGCAUUUUUGGUGAAUUACACCGUUGUUACACUAACCCGUCCUAAAUCCUACUCUGUUGCAACAAUGGACGACUUUCUUCUAAUUAAGUUUUUCGCGAAUCACACAUUGGACCUCCGAGUAUUCUGCAUGCUGGCUGGUUCAGUAUCCAAGACCUGGUGGGCACAUCGAAUCGUUCAACUAACAAAUCCUCAACCUGUCCAAGAUGUUCGUAUCAUUUCGUCCGAGACGGACGAGUUCUACGUCUCGCGGAUAUCGAUUGAUUGGGAUUGGCCGGCUUUUCAUAAUCCUGAUCUCUAUCACAUCAUUAUUUCUUACAGUAUCAAUGGAGGUACCGAGACGGAAUUCGAAAUUACGGAAUCCGAACAGAAACCGUUUGUGUUGAACAAUCUCGAACCAACUCAGCUUUACCGUAUCAGUGUUCGGAAUGAAUCGCUUGAACUCGGCCUCAGUUCUAAAGUUGUUCAACUCGAACGCAUUACCCCUCCUAUAAUAUCGUCGAUGAUAUCACCGGGAAAAAUUUCAUCGACGUCAAUCAACAUCAACUUUGGCGAUUCGGAUAUUGAACAGGGACGUUUCGACUACUACGAGCUGAUUUUCACUGGGAACAACAAGAACAUCACACAAAAGAUUCAAGUCAAUGAAGAGUGA
This is a messenger RNA of Haemonchus placei, 1398 nucleotides long. NCBI's taxonomy places the organism in Eukaryota, Metazoa, Nematoda, Chromadorea, Rhabditida, Trichostrongylidae. The record is from the annotation of a GenBank genome assembly.